This is a messenger RNA of Aphanomyces invadans, 1125 nucleotides long. RefSeq lists its product as hypothetical. The coding region runs from base 28 to 1068 and encodes 346 amino acids. The transcript is spliced from 3 exons. Lineage: Eukaryota; Oomycota; Saprolegniomycetes; Saprolegniales; Verrucalvaceae. The record is from RefSeq and is a predicted model, not a curated record.
UGUUGAUCGGGGGUUCUCGUUGCUUCUAUGGGACACGUCCCGGGUGGAAGUCGCCCGCACUCCAUCGAGCGCUUGCGCGAUAUGGCAGCAUCGUUCCGCGAUGCAAAGCUCGUACAUGCAGCUGAAGAAACAGCGAAAGACGCGCUCUGCGCUGGUGCGAUCUUCUUUGGCGGUGUGUCGCUGACGCAAUGCACUAUGUUGUUGUGCCGUGUGUCUGCGUCGAUGCCAGCAUUUCCCUCCAUCCUUGGUGGCGCUGGCGUGGCAGGAUCAAGUAUUCUUGUUGGGGCGUAUUGUCUUCGACGAACGGACCCGACCCCAGUGCAAAUGACAGCAGCAGCCACCACGGGCCUUCUCCUUUUUCGGUACCAUGACGCUCCACCUUGCAUCGUCAUGUAUGGACCACGUAGUCUCUUGGGAGGACGCUUCCGAGCUUUGGCACCAAGUGAUUUUCGGCAUCCUGGAGCGUUCGGCCAUGCAAAGAUCUCGCUACCAGCUACAUUGGAGUAUGCAGAUGGGAAUGUUCGCGCAGUCAUCCAGAGCUUUGGUCGCCUCUAUGGCUGCCACACGUGCGGCGUCCGAACCGCAAAGUUCCACGCUGAUCACCAACCACCGGUCAUGGUCGCCAAAGCAGAAAACGAGCGGCUUUGGAACCGCCUGAUUGCUGGUCCGGUCGUUCAAAGAUAUUACCCGCAAUGCGACGGGUGCUCAAAUAUCCAAGGGGCCCAGGUCAGGAAGAACGCACAAAAGCUGAAGCUUCACCUGCAGGCACUACGUGCGUACCAUGCGACUGGGUUCUGGAUGGUUCUGUUUGGAGCAGGGGGUUUGGGGGGUUACAUCGCGCAGUCUCCCGAGCCCGAAUCGUCGAUUAUCGAGCAGGUGGCGGCCCACGCCACUGAAGUAUUCCAGCCACCGACGCUGGCCAAGCUCCGAGAGCGCGAGGCAGCACUGAAGGUGCAGCAGCAAUCAGCGGAUGCCCAGCGAAAGAAGGACAUUGCCAUAGAGUUGGUUCAAAUUCGCGAAAAGAAAGCCCAACUUAAAGUAGCUGCCAAAGCGGCAUCAGCUCGUUGAACACACGAUGCAUUGAUUCAAGGCGUGCGAUCCACCAUGUAUUGCCGCCAGUCGCCA